GGGGCCUUCCGGGAGGGAUCGGCGGAGCCAUGGAGAAACCGUGGGGGGAGAGCCGCCCUACUGAGGGCCGUUACGAGGAUCCUAAUGGGGAUCCCGAUGAGGAUCACUAUAGGGACUCCGAUGAGGAUUUGUAUGAGUUCCCCGAUGAGGGCCCCGACGAUGGCCCGGAGCCUCCGCCCCCCAUCCCGGGUUUGGUGUUCGUUGUGACGGGCGGCUGCGGCUUCCUGGGCCGCCACCUCGUGCGCCUCCUGCUGGAGGAGGAACCCGACCUGCGGGAGCUGCGCGUCUUCGACCUCCACCUCGACCCCGACCUGCCCGACGACCCCCGGGUGCGGGCGCUGCGUGGCGAUGUGGGGGACGCGGGCGCCGUGGGGCGGGCGCUGGAAGGGGCCGAUGUGGUGCUGCACACUGCGGCCCUGGUGGAUGUGUGGGGCAACGCCGACCCACAGAGCAUCGCCCGCGUCAACGUGCAGGGCACGAAGGCUCUGCUCCGCGGCUGCCGCUCUGCCGGCGUUCGCUGCCUCAUCUUCACGUCCUCCAUGGAGGUUGUGGGGCCCAACGAGCGCGGGGACCCCUUUGUCAGGUGGGGCCACGUUGGGGGGCGCCCCACACAUUGAGGACCCCCACAGUUG
Molecule: messenger RNA, 632 nt
Organism: Gallus gallus (chicken)
Lineage: Eukaryota; Metazoa; Chordata; Aves; Galliformes; Phasianidae
Gene: HSD3B7
Product: 3 beta-hydroxysteroid dehydrogenase type 7-like
Exons: 4
Coding region: 30-617 (195 amino acids)
Biological process (GO): steroid biosynthetic process
Molecular function (GO): 3-beta-hydroxy-Delta5-steroid dehydrogenase (NAD+) activity
Source: RefSeq, a predicted model, not a curated record